This is a messenger RNA of Olea europaea var. sylvestris, 1962 nucleotides long. Its product is annotated as probable leucine-rich repeat receptor-like protein kinase At5g63930. The coding region runs from base 1 to 1962 and encodes 653 amino acids. Gene Ontology annotation, molecular function: protein binding. Lineage: Eukaryota; Viridiplantae; Streptophyta; Magnoliopsida; Lamiales; Oleaceae. The transcript has 2 exons. The record is from RefSeq and is a predicted model, not a curated record.
AUGUUUGUAACUGCCAAAAAGACCUUGACUAUUGAGUCAACUAAACAGCCUAGUGGUGUGGCAUGUAGCAACGUUACUGGUCACAUUAUCCACCUUGAUCUCAACUCCUUGAAAUUGGGGAAUUCACCUUUUUGUAUUCCCUUGAGAGGUAAGAUCAACCCUGCAUUGCUUGAGUUGCAGCAAUUGAAUUACCUGGACCUAAGUUACAAUUAUUUCGGAUUGAGUCAAAUACCAAAAUUCUUUGGUUCCUUCAAGAAAUUAAGACACUUGAAACUUCAGUUUUCAGGCUUUUCUGGAGACUUUCCUUACGAACUUGGUAACCUUACCAACCUGCAGACUCUUGAACUUGCUAACUGGCGACUGAGUAUAAAGAACCUUGAAUGGCUUUCUCAUCUUUCUUUGUUAUCGUAUCUUGACUUGACUUAUGUUGACCUUUUUGAAACCAACUGGCAACUGCAAAUGACAAAGCUCCCUUUCCUCAAAGAAUUGCAUUUGUCGAGCUGUCAACUUUCCAAUACUUUGCCGGCCAAAGAUAUCUUCGCUAAUUCUUCCUUGCCCUCUCUUGAUUUCCUCGAUCUAUCCAUAAACGAUCUAACUUCGAAUUGCAUUUUUCCCUGGCUGUUUAACUUUACCAAAAGUGCUAUAAGCAUAGACCUCUCGUAUAAUCAAUUAGAGUGUCCUAUUCCUGAUGCCUUCGGGGAACUGAUUUUUCUUGAAAAGCUUAAUUUGUGUAGCAAUAAGCUACAUGGUGGAAUUCCCAAAUCUUUGGGGAAUGUAAGUCAUUUGAUCUUGCUAGAUUUACAUAAAAAUAAUUUAAAUGAGUCUAUUACCGAGUUAUUUUGCAAUUUAUCCGGAAAAGUAGAGAUGUCACUUGAGAGCCUGGAUCUCUGUGGGAUUCAAUUUUUUGGUGCCUUGCCAGAUCUCACCAAAUUUUCGUGCUUAAGGAAAGUGAUACUCUGCUGGAAUCAAUUGAAUGGAUUUCUCCCACAAAGUCUUGGGCAACCUUCGAGUCUUGAAGUUUUAGACUUGGGUUACAAUCAUAUUUCAGGAUCAUUGCCAGGCUUGAAAGUACAUUCGUCAUUGAUAGAACUGUAUCUCACCAGAAAUCAAUUGAAAAGGCUACCUGAAGGCAUUUGGCAACAUUCCAAGCUUGAAAUUUUCCUUGCCGCUUCAAAUUUGUUGGAAGGUACAAUCACUGAAGCCCAACUGUCAAAUCUUGCCAACUUAAAAUGCCUGGAUUUAUCCUUCAAUUAUCUGACUUUGAACUUGAGCUCUGACUGGGAUCCUCCUUUUCAAUUGAAUGAUAUAUUCCUUAGCCAUUGCAAUAUGGGUCCUCAUUUUCCAAAAUGGCUUCAAACUCAGAAUAGCUAUGUAAAUCUUGAUAUAUCUGUUGCUGGCAUAUCAAAUGUAGUACCUGAUUGGUUUUGGAAUAUGUCUUUCGGAAGAUAUUUAAAUUUCUCUCAUAACCAAAUGAGAGGCGAAAUUCCUGAAGUCUCCAAAGACUUAUUUCCUAAGAUUGUGGAUUUGAGUCAUAAUAAUUUUUCGAGUCCAAUACCGCUAUUUGUUUUUCAAUCAGAAAUUUUAAGCAUCUCCAAAAAUAUGUUUUCUGGAUCCAUCUCUUAUGUAUGCAAAAUUCCCAAUGACUUCUUCGCCUCCAUCCUUGAUCUCUCAGAUAACCAGUUAUCCAGAAAGCUUCCCAACUGCUGGAAGAGCUUAACAAAUUUAAUCAUUCUUAAUUUAGCAAAUAAUCAUUUUCGAGGUAAAAUUCCCAACACCAUUGGUGCCUUAUAUCAGCUUCAGACGUUGCACUUACGCAACAAUAAUAUCAUGGGCAAGUUGCCAUCUUCUUUGAAAAAUUGCACAGCCUUGAGAAUGAUUGAUUUGGGAGAAAACAAGCUCACAGGAGAUAUUCCAGCAUGGAUAGGGACUCAUCUAAUAAGAUUGUCAGGUCUUAGCCUUUGA